CACUUCCGGUUUGCUCCAGCACUUGCCUUUCCACCCAAGCGGCUGGUGUGUGCAGAUAUCAGAAGAGUGAAUACCACGUUGACCAGUGGCUAAAAAUAGACAUUAAGAUGCCACCAAAAAAGGCAGAAGCCCCCAAAGAGCCUACAUUGAUUGGACGAUUUGGAACCUCACUGAAGAUUGGAAUUGUGGGAUUACCUAAUGUUGGGAAAUCCACCUUUUUCAACGUGCUGACUAAAAGCCAAGCUGCUGCAGAGAACUUCCCAUUCUGCACAAUCGACCCAAAUGAGAGCCGGGUACCGGUGCCCGAUGAGCGCUUUGAUUUUCUCUGCCAAUACCACAAACCAGCCAGUAAGGUUCCAGCUUUUCUGAACGUCGUGGACAUUGCUGGUCUGGUGAAGGGAGCUCACGCAGGACAGGGACUUGGAAACGCCUUUCUCUCCCACAUCAGUGCCUGUGACGGCAUCUUCCACAUGACUCGUGCGUUCGACGAUGAGGAUAUUAUCCACGUGGAGGGUAACGUUGACCCGGUGAGGGACAUUGAGAUCAUCCACGAAGAGCUGCGACUAAAGGACGAGGAAAAUAUUCCUCCGAUCCUGGACAAACUGGAGAAAAUGGCCGUCAGAGGAGGUGACAAAAAACUCAAGCCCGAAUAUGAUAUCAUGAUUAAGGUAAAGAACUGGAUAAUGGAGGAGAAGAAACACAUCCGAUUUUACCCUGACUGGAACGACAAAGAGAUUGAGGUGUUGAACAAAUACCUGCUUCUGACAUCCAAGCCCAUGAUCUACCUGGUUAACCUCUCGGAGAAGGAUUACAUCAGGAAAAAGAACAAGUGGUUGGCGAAAAUCAAGGAGUGGGUGGACGCCCAUGACCCCGGUGCUCUGGUGAUUCCCGUGAGUGGAGCUGUGGAGUCUAAAAUGCAGGACAUGGACGAGGAGGAGAAGAAUAAGUACUGUGAGGAAAUGAAGACGCAGAGUGUUUUGACCAAAAUAAUCAAAACGGGCUACGCAGCACUACAGCUGGAGUACUUCUUCACAGCCGGACCAGACGAGGUGCGAGCGUGGACCAUCAGGAAAGGGACUAGGGCUCCUCAAGCUGCAGGAAAGAUCCACACUGACUUUGAGAAAGGCUUCAUCAUGGCGGAGGUGAUGAAGUACAUUGACUUCAAAGAGGAGGGCAGUGAGAAUGCAGCCAAGGCGGCUGGGAAAUACAGGCAACUGGGCAGGAACUACAUGGUGGAGGAUGGCGACAUUAUCUUUUUCAAAUUCAACACGCCCAACGCACCUAAAAAGAAGCCGUGAGACCACACGAUCACCAGAGGGAGAACUCAGAAUACUGUUUAGUUUGCAAAGAGCUACACUGUGUGCUGGUUUUCAUGUUUAUCUUUUGAACUCAGAGGAUCAGCUCAGCAGUUAUUCACUCAACUGGCCUCACAGAUCUGAAUCAAUUGGAAUUUUUUCAAUAUAAAAACAUUUCUACACAAGCAUAGCUGUAAUAUUUGGCACCUUCUGUACCAGUCAAAUAUUUUUGAAAAGAUUAUAUUCUAGCUUUCAUGGUCCCAACGGAGAACAGGUAUAACUGAACUGAGAAAUGUAUCAUUUCUGAUUUUAUAGGAAAUGGCCAAUUAAGAAACUAACGGAACACAAACUGCAUAUUGCUUUAUGAUUGAUGCUGUCCAUGUGUUUUUAAUAUGCAUCAGAGGAUCACAGCUUGUCCCCUUUUCUAGACGCUUUUUUUAACAUUCAAGCAAGAAUCAAAGUCUCUUUUUUUUUUAUCUUUAGGAAGAUAUUUGGUCCCUCCAACAAUACCAGCUUGCCUUUCUGUCAUUACUCGACAAUUACCUUCAUGACUGCUAAUUGAUUGGCGAGCUCUCGCAUCAUAUCGACACGCUUUAUUUCAGCUCGGCGUGCUCCAUCUGUAAAUCAGCUCUUAUAUCAUACAAAAGUAAUAAACAGUGCCACCGUAAGUGAUAAUAUACAGCAUGUGUUGUUUGGUACAGGCGCCUAAUCAGCAUUAAUUAAGUAACGGACAUCAUAAAUGAGUCUAUGGUGUUUUUCCCUGGAAUUAAAAGGACAUGAACUAUUUUCUUAGUUAAUUUAUGCCUUUUCCCUCAAUUCAACUUUCUGCUAUUCACGAUUAAGUCAUAAUUCCUUUUCCAAUUAUGCUGAAAAUGAUACAUACCUUUGACUGGUGCUGUGUUACCUAUUAUAGAUAAAAUGAAAAGCCAUCGCUCAGUGUGGCAUUUCAGGACAGAACUGUGCUGUAUUCUGAGGGGAAGGAUAUUAUUAUUUUAGAAAGAGCAAAGCAGGAAUCCCUGACAAUGCAGAAUGAGACGCCCGAAUGGAUCAUUUUGUUAUACACACUGCUUUUAUUGUAUUUGGUUUGGGUUGGUUUAAAAAAAAAAAAAAAAAAAAAAAAGGACAACAUUCACAUUAUGAAGUCCACGCUGUGUCAAGAGAUGAGGCUUCAGUGUAAACCAGCUCUGUGGAUCUUCUGGGCUGCACAGCUUCACAAUGCUUCUUGUUUCACCUUUCUGCCGCCACAGUGUGAAUGUCUUUAUUUUCAAGAGUCCCCUCAUUUAACAUCUUGUGGAUAGAAAAUGGACCUAAAGGAGCCCAGAUACAAUAAAUGUCAUCCUCAUCAAUAUGCAUGUGUCAAUAAAAGGAGACGAACCUGUCAUUGCUUU
Messenger RNA from Anarrhichthys ocellatus (wolf-eel), 2683 nucleotides. RefSeq names its product Obg-like ATPase 1 (gene ola1). NCBI's taxonomy places the organism in Eukaryota, Metazoa, Chordata, Actinopteri, Perciformes, Anarhichadidae. The coding region runs from base 108 to 1298 and encodes 396 amino acids. Gene Ontology annotation, cellular component: cytoplasm. The record is from RefSeq and is a predicted model, not a curated record. The transcript has 11 exons. Gene Ontology annotation, molecular function: GTP binding; ATP binding; ATP hydrolysis activity.